AUGAGAACAACCCGCACAGGAACCGCCUCUGUCUUAGACACAACUCUGACACGCCUCAUAGACGAUGUGAUAGAGAAUGGAUCGAGUUUUCUUGCAGACGACGAGAACUUGCAGCAUUACAAGCACCACUUGAGCCAUCUUGAGACAGCAUCAAAUAUAUCACUGCUCCGAGAAUGUUUAUGCGUGCGACCGCCUUUACCGCUUUUGCCAGAAGAUCUACUUCAAGAUAUCGAUACCAUCCUCGCGCGGCUUCACCAGCACAAAAUUGUCACUCCCAUUUCCUCACUCCUACCAUCGCGGAUGCUUCAACAUGAUGAACAUCGAGCAACCAAGAUUCAUCUCUGGAGAGGCGAUAUCACCACUUUGACUGGCGUUACAGCUAUUACGAAUGCCGCCAACAGCCAGGGCCUGGGAUGUUUCCAACCGACGCAUCGAUGUAUCGAUAACAUCAUCCAUGCUGAGGCAGGACCGCGGCUACGGGAGGAGUGCUUCCAGCGGAUGCAGGCCAGAGGAAAGCAGCUUCAGCCUGGGGAAGUGCUUGUCACUGGAGGACAUGCGCUCUUCGCUUCUUCGGUGAUGCACACCGUUGGGCCGCAGCUUAAGAGAGGUGCCUCGCCUACUGAGACAGAGAGGAGGCAACUGGCAAAGUGCUAUGAGUCAAUUCUUGAAGCGCUGGAACUUUUACCGUGUGAGGAAGAUGGAAGCAAGUCAGUUGCUCUUUGCUGCAUCUCGACAGGCUUGUUUGCAUUUCCAGCGGAUGAGGCAGCUGAAAUCGCAGUGUCAACCGUCACGUCUUGGCUUCAGGAGCAUCCGUCAACGACGAUUACAGAUGUUAUUUUCAACACGUUUACCGAAUCGGACACCGAGAUCUACUCGAACCUUCUUGGUCCUUCCCCAACAAAAACACUCACACUUACCAAGAGCCUUCCACACGGCUCUCUCAACUUAGCGCGUGACUGGCUCUCUUCAGCAGAUGCUGUCCUCGUCACAGCCGGCGCAGGUCUGUCAGCCGCAGAAGGCCUGGACUACCACUCUCGAGACCUCUUCAAGCGGAACUUUCCGGGUUGUCUCAAACUCGGUUUGACGUCAUUAUAUAGCGUUUUUGGCUUUCACGACUGGCCUUCGGAGGAGCAUCGCUGGGGAUAUUUCUUCACCCAUUUAAACAUGGUGGUCAACUGGUCCAACACGCCGACUUACCAGACUUUGAUCCCAUGGGUGAAGAGUUUUGGGCAAGAUGCAUUCGUGCGCACGUCAAAUGCAGAUGGAUUGUUUCUCGCAAAUGGCUGGCCAAAAGAGCAACUUUCUACUCCGCAAGGCUCGUAUGGGUAUUUGCAGUGCCUGAAUAACUGCAGAGUUGACGCUGUCGUGCCAUCGGCUCCUUUUGUAGCUGAUGCCAUGCCUCACAUCGAUAAGGCGACGCAAAAGCUGUUAGAUUCGAGCAAGAUUCCGUUGUGUAGGUUCUGCGGCUCAAAGAUGAGCAUCUGCGUUCGAGCAGGUUCGUGGUUCAAUCAGGCGCCUUUCAAAGAAGGCGAGGCUCAAUGGAAAGCAUGGAAGUCUCGGGUUCUAAGAGAAAAGAAGAACCUGGUAAUUCUGGAGCUCGGCGUCGGGACGAAUACUCCGGGUGUUUUGCGAUGGCCGAAUGAAGAUUUGGUGAUGCGAAGUGACGGGCGAGUCAAGCUCAUUCGAGUUGGCAUGGGCCCAGAGGCGAUGGUGCAAUGGGAGCAGGAAGACGAGGGUCUGAGCACUUGUAUUCAAGGCGAUAUCGGGCGCGCGAUUCCUCUGUUGCUAGAAUGA
Molecule: messenger RNA, 1794 nt
Organism: Fusarium subglutinans
Lineage: Eukaryota; Fungi; Ascomycota; Sordariomycetes; Hypocreales; Nectriaceae
Product: phosphatase ous to the C-terminal domain protein
Exons: 1
Coding region: 1-1794 (597 amino acids)
Source: RefSeq, a predicted model, not a curated record